AGGCCCACUAUAAUUAUUGUAUAUUGGCCAAUUAGCCUACUAGGGCCUAUAUGAAAUAAGGUUCAAACAUUGAUUGCAAUUUUUUACAUUAUCCCACACUUAUCCCUUCUUUCAUACUGGUCUUUUUGGUUAUCUCUAAAUAGCUUGGUACCCGAUUGGUAAUGCAACAAUUAAUUUAUAAACAAUUGUUGUUGAGACAAAUAUCUCUUGGCCCUCAAACAAACAGUAAAAAGGGAGUAGGGUUUUCACGGUCUUUGAAUCAACAACAUUAUUCCAGUGUUAUUCUGUCCAGUGCUGUUUGGUUGAGUCAGACAACAUGUUUACUCCCUACUGCAAAAACAGGCAGUUAUUGUUGAUCCAGCAGCCCUGAUCCAGGUUGACCGGGCCGUGCACUCGGUCACACUAGCACUUAACAUUUUCAGUCUAAUUAUCAGCAGGCGUUUCAAAUUGAGCUUGUACUGCUUUCACAUAGAGAUGUGGCAUUUUGCGAGUCGGAUGCACUAAAUUAAUUUGUUGUCUUUUUUAUGUGUGAUGCUAAAGCCAACUAAGCAUUCUGUGUUGAUUGUUGAUGAUCAUUUAAUCUAUGACUUUUUGCAUUACAAAAUAAUAUUUAUGUUUGAAUAGACAACAUUUGCUUCAUUUAAAACAAGAUCCAACAGAUUACAGCUACUGUAAAUCUGUACCAGUGGUGGAAAAGUCCUCAGAUCUUUAGGGGUUAGGGUUAACCGGGUUAACCGGGUUCAACCCUAACCCUAACCCGGUUAACCCUAACCUAAAAGUAGUGAUACCAGAUCUUAGAAAUACUCAGUAACAAUUAAAAGCAUUCAAAACAUUUCUUGGUUUGGAAUUAUUAGCAUACAGUUGACUUAAAGUUUCAAAAAUAAAAGUACUCAUUAUGCAGAACUACCUGUUUCAGUCGUACUGGUAUAUUUUUGAUACUUUUUUGUCUGCAUCAAUGCUUCAGCUGGUAAAAGUGAAUGUGCAUGCACUUAGUUACUUUCCACCACUGCGCUGUAUGAGUCAUUAACAGAAACAACAUCCACAUGACUGUAUCUUGUCAGCAAUUAUACAAAUAUUUCUGGGAUGCUCUCUACAUUGCUCCCAGCCUACACUCCUUCUGAAUACAAUGUUGAAUCAAGUGUUAGAUCACUGUGAGACAACCACAGUUCUGAGUAAGAUCCUGACACAGGAGGACAUCAGCCACCAGCACGUACAGAAUGCAAAGAGGUGUGUCUGAUCCUAAGUGUCGCCAGAGUCACACCAGGGUGAGGGAUUCCAGCUCUGGCUUCUGCUGCUCCUAUCCUCGAAGGGCAGAGUUCCCUCUCAUCAGAGCUCUGCGAGAUUCAUUAGUUAGCUGAGCAGCCCAUCAGCCAGCUCGCUGGCCAGGUGGUAUGGUGGUAGGAGACCCAAAUAAACUGCCAGAUGGCAGAGGCCAACUGCGUCGACACUCCAGGGCCCCUCGUCCAGACCAGGCUCCUCGUCCAGAACAUGAACCACCAAGGAAGUCCCGCAAGAAGCUCCAAGUUAUCAUCUGUGUCCUGCUUGUGGAGCUGUGUGAGAGGUUCACUUUCUUUGGGAUUGUAUGCAACACCAUUCUCUUCUGCACGGUGAAGCUGGGCUAUGAUAACUACCUGGCUGCGACCGUCAACCUGUGCUUCAUAGGAGCCAGCACCCUGACCCCGGUUCUGGUUGGCUGGUUUGCAGAGACCUGCCUGGGGAGGUCCAAGGUGCUCUACAUAUGUGCCUUCCUACAUUUCUUUGGCACAGCCAUGCUGCCUGUGGUGGCAUUCCCCUUCGAAGAUUUCUACAUUGACACUCACCACAUGACGCACCAGCUGGAACGUCGGGAGCAGCAGAUCUUGUUCUACACCGGCCUCCUGGCUGCUGCUCUGGGCAUCGGAGGCAUCCGGGCCAUCCUCUGUCCAAUGGGAGCAUACAGCCUGCAGUGCUACAACCAGCACCAGCUCCUGUCCUUCUUCAACUGGUUCUACUGGUUGGUCAACCUGAAUUCCACUGUGGUGUUUCUGGGCAUCGCUUACAUCCAGCAGUCUGUGGCCAAAAAUCUGGGCUUCCUUAUCCCCUUCACCUCUGUGCUGCUGGCUCUAAUUGCCAUACACAUGAUGCGGAACAAUCUCACCUACAAACCCAAGAAAGGUGGAUCAUUAUUGACCACACUGGGAGUUUUCUUGAACUCCCUCAAGAUGUGCUGCCUCCACUACCGUCACCUGAGCGGAGAUGUGGGAUCUUGGCUGGACCGGGCCAAGGAGAACAAUGGCGGCCGUUACAGCGAGACGCAUGUAGAGAACGUCAAAGUCCUGGCCAAGCUCUUCCCUCUGUAUGGCCUUCAGCUGCUUUACAGAGCCUGCAUCACACAGAUUCCCUCAGGGUACUACAUACAGACCAUGAACUCAAACCUUCACCUGGCCAGCCACCUGUUGCCCAUCGGUGCCAUGAAUGUGAUCAGUAUCAUCCCUCUGCUGCUCUUGGCCCCCCUCAUAGAGUGUGUGACCACUUGCUACCUCUCUGCAGAAAAAGCUCCUCUGGCACCUGCAAAAGUCAUCACUCUGGGCCAUGCAUGUGCCACUCUGUCGGUGUUGGUGGCAGGUUUGUCUGAGCUGCAUCGGAGGUCCUAUCCUCUGGUGGAGCAGACCCUCUCUGGGAAAGUUCUGCAGGUGUCGUCCAUGCCAUGUUUCCACCUGGCUCCUCAGUACAUCCUGCUGGGUCUUGCAGAGGCUCUCGUCACCCCUGCAUGCUCCCUAAUAUCUUUCCAGCUGACCCCAAGCCACAUCAGAGGGAUAUCCUUACACUUCCUCACUCUGUCCUAUGGAGGGGGCUGCUUCCUGGCAGCCUUAAUCGUUCAGCUGGUGUACUUUCUCUCUGGAGGUAACUUCUACCCAGACGCACUGCAUGAUGGGAACCUUGAGAGAUUCUUCUUCCUCCUGGCCUCACUGAUGGCGGUUAACACCCUUGUGUUUUGGCGUGUAUCUAACAGGUAUAUAGACCUGAGUGUGCAGGGUAAAGCCCUGACAGUCAGCCCUCUGGCUGAGAAGCUGCUGCACUACAAGGCCUGCCUGCGCUUCUACGACACGGUGGACCGCUCCUACACAACCGCCUCCAUCGAAUCUAUUUUAUGAAUAUCUUAAAUAUUAUCUUUGCUGUUAGUGGCGCUGGCGCUGCAUGUGACUAUGUCAGAGUCUGUGACUAUUCAAGCCGAAGUGUAUAAAUAAGGUACCUGGCAUGUACAUAUGUUUGGUGUCCCUUGCUGUGAAUGCUGACCGUUAUUUGAGUGUGGCCUGUACAGGAGAGAUUCAUUUUGAGGUACAUUUGUAAAUCAAAUUGUGAACAUAAAAUGUAAAUAAAAGCACAAUAAAUCAAAUGAAAUUACACAUCAUUGGAAG
This is a messenger RNA of Gymnodraco acuticeps, 3398 nucleotides long. It is a transcript of the gene slc15a5, whose product is annotated as solute carrier family 15 member 5. Gene Ontology annotation, biological process: transmembrane transport. The record is from RefSeq and is a predicted model, not a curated record. NCBI's taxonomy places the organism in Eukaryota, Metazoa, Chordata, Actinopteri, Perciformes, Bathydraconidae. Gene Ontology annotation, cellular component: membrane. The coding region runs from base 1392 to 3134 and encodes 580 amino acids. Gene Ontology annotation, molecular function: transmembrane transporter activity. The transcript has 9 exons.